CGAGUAAAAGAAACAUCUUCCCUGGUUAAAGUUCAAGAACAUGGUGGCCUAGGUGAAGAUGCUCAAUGUUAUGUAGCCAUGCUGGAAUCUGUUACUAUAUAAUACCUUACUAUAUCCCUUAAUUCAUUUGGUGUUUGACUGUGUGUUCUGCAUAGACGCUUAAGGUUAAUCAUAAUUAGAUUUAAUCUUUAACAUGUUGCGGGCUUUAUCGAGGUGUCACACUCCUGUAGUCCGUCUGCUCUCUCCUCGUACUGCUGUUUUGAUCGAAACUGUCAGGGGAAGGAAAUCUCGCACAGACCCAAAAGCGAAGUCAAAAUUGGGAUUGGUCAAGACCCCCCCUCCCGUGGAUCCAGGAGAAAUGGUUGUAUUGAAGGAGCGUUACACUGAAUACAGUCUGAUCUUGAGAGCCCUGCGACUUGAAUUCAAGGAGCAGAUGUUGAGGAAGAAAUAUGAAGAAGAGGUUGGUUCCGUGGCAGAGGAAAGAGCCAAAAGGGAAGCAGAAGAGCACCGGUCACUGAUGGCCUUGAAUGAUGCUGAAAACCUAAGAAUGUUUCAAAAUAGAGAGCAACGCAUGCAGAAGGAGGCUGAAGCUGCUGAGCUGAAGAAGAGAGAAGCAGCCAUCUUACACCAGCAAGAGCUGGAGAACUACAUUAAAGAGAAAGAAAGACAAAUUCUUCUGUUACAGGAAGAGGCAAAGGACUUCAUCACACCGGACAAUCUAGAUCAGCGGAUUGAAGAGGCUCUUGACAACCCGAAAAACUACAACUUUGCCAUUGAUAAAGAAGGACGUGUUGUCAAACGGACUGCAUUUCAGCGAUAGGGAUUUCAAAAACCAAAAUACAUACAAUGUACAUAAAAUA
This is a messenger RNA of Carassius auratus (goldfish), 860 nucleotides long. RefSeq names its product 28S ribosomal protein S26, mitochondrial. The record is from RefSeq and is a predicted model, not a curated record. Gene Ontology annotation, cellular component: mitochondrial small ribosomal subunit. The transcript has 4 exons. Bases 194 to 820 code for a protein of 208 amino acids. Lineage: Eukaryota; Metazoa; Chordata; Actinopteri; Cypriniformes; Cyprinidae.